Molecule: messenger RNA, 252 nt
Organism: Blepharisma stoltei
Lineage: Eukaryota; Ciliophora; Heterotrichea; Heterotrichida; Blepharismidae
Source: the annotation of a GenBank genome assembly
AUGGGAAAACGCAAAAGCUCUAGCAAAAUCACUAAAGCCCCCAAACCCAAGUUGGACAGGAUCUUUGACUGUCCAUUCUGCAACCACAGUAAAACUGUAGAAGUGAUGUUUCAAAAAACCCUCGGCAAAGCCAGCAUAAGCUGCAGGGUCUGUGCAGCGACCUGGGAUACCAAAGUGACUGCCCUCAGUGAAGCUAUUGAUGUGUACAGUGACUGGAUUGACGAGUGUGCAAGGAGAAACCCUAAAGAAUAA